GGUCAAGCAUACUGUAUUGAGCUUACGACGAAAGGAUGGCGUGUCACUUCUCUGCGACAUGACUGCAUGAACGGUGACAUCAGCCACUUGAAUCUGCACACUCGAUACUUUGAAACCGUCUAUGCAUUGAUGGACUACGUUUCGCCUUGCUAUCGACGACGAUUUACCGAUACAUUAUCUGAUCGCUUGAAGCAGUUGCAGUGCAGUGACUCUGUCGGAUGCAACAGCAUUGGAGAAGACUCAUUAGAUCCUGAAAAGAAUGGUCUAGAAAUGCGAUAUCCCUUUUUUGCCUUUGGAGGGCAAGACAACGGCGUUACUUCUCAGUCGCCGUCUCAUCUGCUCUGUUCGGACACGGAUGCUAUUUUAGUGGAGUCCGCUCCGAUCGUUGUCAAUGUUUGUCAAGCAUCCCGGCUCAUGACGUCUGGUAGCCACAUAUUCACCAGUACCCCCGCGAACGAUGCCGUUUCAUUCAGUUACCCGGAAGUAAAUUAA
Molecule: messenger RNA, 492 nt
Organism: Soboliphyme baturini
Lineage: Eukaryota; Metazoa; Nematoda; Enoplea; Dioctophymatida; Soboliphymatidae
Source: the annotation of a GenBank genome assembly